Messenger RNA from Canis lupus familiaris (dog), 1616 nucleotides. RefSeq names its product snurportin 1 (gene SNUPN). Gene Ontology annotation, biological process: snRNA import into nucleus; protein import into nucleus. The record is from RefSeq and is a predicted model, not a curated record. Gene Ontology annotation, cellular component: cytoplasm; nucleus. Lineage: Eukaryota; Metazoa; Chordata; Mammalia; Carnivora; Canidae. Gene Ontology annotation, molecular function: nuclear import signal receptor activity; protein binding. The coding region runs from base 273 to 1349 and encodes 358 amino acids. The transcript has 10 exons.
CCUGGGUUCGAGUCUGUACCCCGGCGUCCCGGGCCUCCCGAGGUGCCCCCCCACACACCCCGGAGAGGCAGAGCAGGCCCAGGCUCGCCCUCCCCGUCGGGCCAGGAGCCCUCAGGGAGCUUUAGUGCGGGGCCACGCGGGGCCUGCGCGACCUCGUCCCUAGAGAAGGGCUGAGCGGGGCUGCGGCGGGGAGGACCGGCCGAGGGCUACCAGGGCACUUCUGGGUACUCUGUCUCCAAUCUACUCCAUCUCCCAAAUGUACCACAGGGAAAAUGGAAGAGCUGAGUCAAGUCCUGGCUAGUAGCUUUUCUGUGUCCCAAGAUCUGAACAGCACAGCUGCCCCACACCCCCGCCUGUCCCAGUACAAGUCCAAGCACAGUUCCUUGGAGCAGAGUGAGCGGCGGCGCCGGUUAUUGGAACUGCAGAAAUCCAACCGGCUGGAUUACGUGAAUCAUGCCAGGCGACUGGCUGAAGAUGACUGGACAGGGAUGGAGAGUGAGGAAGAGGAAGAUAAGAAAGACGAUGAAGAGAUGGACAUUGACGCCGUUAAGAAGUUACCAAAACGCUAUGCUAAUCAAUUGAUGCUCUCUGAGUGGUUAAUUGACGUCCCUUCAGAUUUGGGACAGGAAUGGAUUGUGGUCGUGUGCCCUGUGGGAAAAAGAGCCCUGAUCGUGGCCUCCAGGGGCUCCACCAGCGCCUACACCAAGAGUGGUUACUGUGUCAACAGGUUUUCUUCCCUUCUGCCCGGAGGCAACAAGCGAAACUCAACCACAGCAAAAGACUACACCAUUCUGGACUGCAUUUACAGCGAGGUGAACCAAACCUACUAUGUUCUAGAUGUGAUGUGCUGGCGGGGACACCCUUUUUAUGACUGCCAGACUGAUUUCCGAUUCUACUGGAUGCAUUCAAAGUUACCAGAAGAAGAAGGACUGGAAGAGAAAACCAAGCUUAAUCCCUUUAAAUUUGUGGGACUGAAGAAUUUCCCUUGUACUCCUGAAAGCCUGUGUAAGGUGCUGUCUAUGGACUUCCCUUUUGAGGUAGAUGGACUUCUCUUCUACCACAAGCAGACCCACUACAGCCCCGGAAGCACCCCUCUGGUGGGCUGGCUGCGCCCCUACAUGGUGUCAGAUAUUCUCGGCAUAGCGGUGCCCUCCGGCCCGCUGACCACCAAGCCAGAAUAUGCUGGGCACCAGCUCCAGCAGAUUAUUGAGCACAAGAGGAGCCAGGAAGGCAUGAAGAAGAAAGUCACACACAAGGCAUCUGACUAUGAGUUGGAACACCUGUCUACUCCUAGGCUGGAGAGCCCUCCCCAUAGCCUGGAACCCCCUGGGAGCCUCAUGGAGAACUAAUAGGGCAGCCCCUUGGGGAGUCACAGGAUGGUGCUUCAUCCCAGAAGUACGGCUGGAGAGGAGGACGGUGACAACACCAGGUUACUUCAUUUUAGAGUGGACUUAGCAAAGCCACUCCAGCUGGAGACAGCUUAUCUCCUAUCUGAAAUGCUGGCUCGGGCAGUUGAGGGAGGUUCCCAGAUUGGGUGGUCUUUGGAUGUGAGCAGUAAUUUGGGUGAAAAGUGUAUCCCAGAUAUCCAAAUGUAAAUAUAUGUAAUUCUUACGAAA